Messenger RNA from Oikopleura dioica, 1380 nucleotides. Lineage: Eukaryota; Metazoa; Chordata; Appendicularia; Copelata; Oikopleuridae. The record is from the annotation of a GenBank genome assembly.
AUGUACGGCUCACCGAACAAAGGACCUCCUGGAUACUACAUGUUGGACAGCCGAUAUGCUCAUCGCGCCUACUUCCCACAAGAGUACGCUGAACAAAGAUAUGCUCCUGUGGGAGGCUUCGUGCCAGCAUACUCGGCCCAUCCGAGCCCCCAUCACCCCUUCAUGCCCUGGCCAGCCGAACAAAUUCCCGUCUUUAUCCCAGCAGGAGGCCAUCCCGAUGCUUUCCUGGGCCACAACGGCGAAGGUCUCGUUCGCACUGAAUCACACAACAGUUCCAUCGACUCACGUGACUCUAUCAACUCCAGCGGCAAGAAAUCAAACUCACGAGGAAGAAAAUCUCCCUCAAAGAACAAAUACGUCCCAAUCAAGCAACGCGGCAGCAUUCAACUUGCUGAGAUUGAGGAAAUCGCUCAACAAGCAGAGCGCAUGCGCAUCAACGACAACUCAAAAUCUCCACGACAGCGUCGCAACUCUGGAGAAUCAGGUGGCUCGUCGAAUGAUUCCGGUGUGAUCCAGUACUCGGACGAGGGCGACUACGACGCGCCAACUCAGGAAGAAUCAGAAGCUAUCAUCGAUCAGGUGGAGUAUUAUCUUUCCGACGAGUACCUUGCCAAAGACAAAUAUCUCCUCCGACAAAUCCGAUGCAAAUCCGAGGGCUAUAUCUCCAUCAAGCUUAUGACAAGCUUCAAAAAGGUCAAAAAGCUCACAAGAGACUGGCGAGUUGUUCGACAUGCUCUCAAAUUAGCUCCGCAGCUGGAGGUUUCACCUGAAGGGUACCGUGUCAAACGACGAGACAUCCUUCCGGAAACCCUCCGAAAGCCAAGACUGCUCACUUCUGUUGUUGCGAUCCGAGUGCCUCCAGAGUUCGACAGCGUUGACCAGAUCACCACCAUGUUCCGCGAGUACGGAGACAUCGGCCUCGUCCGACUCCUCCGGCCAGGCAAGGAGGUUCCUUCUGACUUGCGCAACUACGCCACCCAAGUGCCGGACAUUGGAGACAGCCUCUGCGCCGUCGUUGAUUUUGAAAGCUCUGAAGCAGCCCUCAAGGCUGUCAGAGAGCUCAAAGAGAAUUUCUGUGAAACUGGAAUGAGAUUGGCCCUUUUGGGACCGCGAAUGCGAAGAACUCUUUACAGACAAGAUCGACUUGCUGCUCAGGGCAAGCUUGGAUCUGACGAUGAUAAAUCUAUCAUUUCUGGCUCCUGCCAAGAUUCUGGACAUGGAGACAAUCUCUCAGAGAUCUCAGAUGACAACUCAGGAAAGCUUAGCCCUGGUUUUGCUACUGAAAAGGUCUUGAAACGACAGGUAUCUCAAAUCCGAGAGCCAGUUGGACCAGGCACUGAUCAAAGCCGAGGAUUCGCUCUCGCCCGACAAAUGAUGUAA